AUGCCACUCGAACCCAGAGCUAGCUGGUUCUCCUCAAAAUGCGUUGAGGCACAGCAGUUGACUGGACAUCUAGGGGUAAAGCACUGUUUCAGCGCGGGCCGCGAGAGCCGUACCAAAUCGAGGCAAACUCUGAAUACUAGAUAUCCCUGGCAGGUCAAGUCGGCCAGUGAGACGAUGUGGGAUAAGCUUCAUCGUCGAGAGGAAAAUGAUUACACCCCAGAUCACCAGCUAAGGCCCCUAAAUGAUCGUUCAGUGAUAAAGGAGGUAGGAGUGCAGAGACAGCCAGGAGGUUUGCCUAGAAGCAGCCACCCUUGA
This is a messenger RNA of Medicago truncatula (barrel medic), 315 nucleotides long. RefSeq lists its product as uncharacterized. Lineage: Eukaryota; Viridiplantae; Streptophyta; Magnoliopsida; Fabales; Fabaceae. Bases 1 to 315 code for a protein of 104 amino acids. The record is from RefSeq and is a predicted model, not a curated record. The transcript has 2 exons.